AUGAACAAGUAUAUAUUCAUUGCUGCCAUCCUUGAUCCAAGUUGUCUUGUCUUACUUCUUUAUGCAAGGACCAAGGAAUCUCAUUUCUUUAAAGACAUGAUUGAAGACACCUUGAGGUCACGAUACAACCAGAAAAGAGUGAGAGUUUGCGGAGAGGGCAGCACUAGCACAAAUACCAGAACUGAAUUAGACAAGUACCUAGCUGAGGACACAGAAGAGUUGACUGCUGAAUUUGACCUUCUUGAAUGGUGGAAGUGCAAUGCUCCUCGCUUUCCCAUCCUUUCAAAAAUGGCUCGUGAUAUACUAGCAAUCCCCAUCUCUACGGUUGCUUCUGAACCAGCUUUCAGCACCAGUGGUCGUAUUCUCGAUGACUUCAGAAGCUCUUUAACACCAGCGACACUGCAGUCGUUGAUAUGCACACAAGAUUGGUUGCGUUCUAAGUGUAUCAAUGUUGAAGCUGAUCUUGCUGAGUUGACCAGGCUGGAGGAAGAAGUGGGUGCCAUUCAUUUAAAUGAUAAUGCAACAAUAUCGAUUGAUUGA
This is a messenger RNA of Triticum turgidum subsp. durum (durum wheat), 540 nucleotides long. Lineage: Eukaryota; Viridiplantae; Streptophyta; Magnoliopsida; Poales; Poaceae. The record is from the annotation of a GenBank genome assembly.